UCGAUUUGUUGGGCCUCAGCUAGUGUCGGUAGAGUCCGUCUUCUCGGGAUUAUCCUAAAUGUGUUAAAAUCCGCAGGAAAAGCCGCGAAUUCACGAUGACUCCGAGUGCAUAACAGUGAAGGAGUGUUCUAGGAUAAAGAAGUGAAAGGUGGAACUUGUGUUGAUGCCAUCCGGAUGGGGAUGUAGACAGGGGUGAUAAUAGAUUUUUUUUGGCAUUUGGUUAUGCAGUGCUUCUGGUCACGGACAACCCCAAUUCAACCCCCGUUUCACGUUAUCCACGACGGAGGGAAGCCCUGUAUGUUUCUCCCGUGGUUUUCACUGCAUUGCGAUCGGCGAUCCAAUCGUCAGUCCCAAAUCCCCACCAUGUGGCAAACAUCCGCAGCAUAACAAGGUGGAGAUCGAAGCCAAGAAGACGACGAGUCUGAAGAAAAUCCUCGGAUUCCCUCAUUUCCCGACUACACCCCCAACCCCUUGCGCGUCUCCUGGAGCUACCCGAGCGUUGGUCACCAAUUCUCCCACUUUUUCCUCCCACCCCCCAUCAAAGUUUCGAUUUCACAAGUCUCAUCCCCCAUUUCCUCCACUCCCCCUCUCCCCUUUCCCCUCCCCCUAUUUUAUUUUUCCCAGCCCAAUUUAAAAAAAUCACCACCGUUCAACCACCCCUAUUUUAACAUAUCAUUUGAACAUCCCCUAUUUUAUCCCUCCCCUCAAUUCCCGUUGAUCACUAUUUCAACCUCCCCUCCAACCCCCAGAAAUUUGUGCGCAGUUGACCAUUGCGCAUAAAUCUAAAAGCACCCCUUGAGCCCUCUGGUGUAUCAUCUUGACAACCAUUGGAGGGAGUUAAAGUGGAGAAAAAGGGGAGGAUAAAAAAAGAGGGACGAAGAGUCGUCGUUUGUCCUCGCGUGUGUUAACGUCCACCUCGCCCUGUUUCACCUGUCGCGUUUCACCGGUUUCGGCCCGCCGUGGCCCAUCCGGCGUGUCAUUAACGGCUGCUAUUUAUCAACAAUCCCAUGAUUAACGUGUAGACAGUCUGUAAAAAGUGUGAGUGUUUGUGGUGCAUCAGUGAUUAAAAUAAUACAGGAUUUGAGAUAAGGAGGAGAUAACAAGUGGCCAGUAUGCAGAAGUACCGGACGGAUGUUGCCAUGAGCGACCUCUCACCCCUCGCGACCUUUCAACACCUCAAGUGAGACGUGAUACUUUCAGUUUGCCAAUAAUUGUUUGUUAUCGUUGGGUGUUAAUCGAAUGAUUUCGUUGUGCUGCAAUUUUUGAGAACAACCGACCUCAUUAUUUAUUUGUGCAUUGCCCAUUUAAAACAGUCCCUUUAACGCCUUAUUGGGAUUAAUUGGUUGGUGAUUGUUGAGAUUAAUGUGAUUACAUCGUGAAUUUUUUUUUGGAGUUAUGUGCACCAGGAUGAAGUCCAACGUCAUGCAGCUCUUCUUCUCCUGCUGGGCUAUCACAACUUUUAGCUUUGCAAUUGCCGCGUGGCAGGAGAAUGUCAGGCCGAAGAUGUAUGUCCAGCUUGGUGCGGAGGAUGUGUUCAGAUUCACUGGAAACGAAACCCACACGGACUACUUCCGGUUGAUGCUGAGGGAUGGAAACUAUCUUCUCAUUGGUGGAAGAAAUUUGGUGCACAAUCUGAGUUUAACGGAUUUAACGGAGCAGCAGAGAUUAACGUGGUACUCAUUGGAUAAAGACGUAAAGAUGUGCGCCUUGAAAGGAAAAGAGGAUGAAAGUUGCCAGAACUACAUGAGAAUAAUGGCAAAAACCGGUACAUCAAAUUUACUAAUCUGCGCAACAAAUGCAUUUAAGCCAAUGUGCAGAGAUUACGUGGUGCAGAGUGGAAAUUACACGAUGGCCAGUGAAAAGUCAGGACAGGCCCUGUGCCCCUAUGACCCACAGCAGAACAGCACAUUUGUUCAUGUUGAUGGUGAACUUUAUACGGGCACUGUUGCUGAUUUCUCGGGAAUGGAUCCGAUAAUAUACAGAGAGCCACUGCAAACUGAACAAUAUGACUCCAUGAGUCUCAAUGCACCGAAUUUCGUCAGUUCAAUGACCCAGGGAGAUUUCGUUUAUUUUUUCUUCCGUGAAACAGCGGUUGAAUACAUCAAUUGUGGAAAGGCUGUUUUCUCUCGUGUUGCGAGAGUGUGUAAAUACGAUCGCGGUGGUCCACAUCGUUUUCGGAAUAGAUGGACCUCCUUCCUGAAGUCUCGGUUAAAUUGCUCUGUCACCGGUGAUUUCCCGUUCUAUUUCAAUGAAAUACAGUCGACGACAGACUUGAUAUCUGGUCAAUAUGGAACAAUGUCUGCUCAACUUAUAUAUGGCACAUUCACAACACCAGUCAACAGUAUCAGUGGCUCAGCUGUUUGUGCAUUCUCGUUGCAAGAUAUUUCCGACACAUUUGAGGGUAAUUUCAAAGAGCAGAGUGCGAUUAAUUCAAACUGGCUACCAGUACAGAGUGCCAAAGUACCAAAUCCACGUCCUGGUCAGUGUGUCAAUGACUCCAGGACAUUGCCAGAUUUAACGCUUAAUUUCAUUAAAACGCAUUCACUGAUGGACGAGUCUGUGCCAAGUUUUUUUGGCCAGCCCAUUGUUAUUCGCACAAGUUUUCAUUACAGAUUUACUCAAAUAGCAGUAGAUCCCCAGGUGAAAACACCGGGUGGUAAAACGUACGAUGUCCUGUUCAUCGGUACAGACAAUGGAAAAGUGAUAAAAGCAGUGAAUGCCGAUUCUGCUGAUUCUCACGAGCGAGUGAGUCCAGUUGUGAUCGAGGAGAUACAGGCAUUUCCAGCAUCUGUACCAGUGCGUGGAAUUAAAGUUGUGAGGGCAUCUCAAGCGGGUGAUGGCCUCGAAGAUGGCAGACUUGUGGUAAUUGCUGACAGCCAGGUGCAAGCACUGAGACUUCACCGGUGCUACAGUGACAGAAUAUUGUCAUGUGGUGAGUGUGUCGCUCUUCAGGAUCCUUACUGCGCUUGGGAUAAGGAGGAGGGCAAGUGCAGAGCCCUUGUUGGUCCUGCAUCCACAGAUGCCACUAGAUUUUUACAGAGUGUUGCAACUGGUAUUCAUGCAUCCUGUCCACCCAGCAAGACACUUAAUAAAGAUGCUGGAUCUGUUGGGGCUAUCUCUGCUAAUCAGAAUAAGUUUCCGCAGGACUCUAUGAUAUCUAAUAAGGAGAGCCAGGGGGGAGAGAUUAUUAAUAUUAUGCAGGAUGAGGAGCAGAAUAAUUCAGGUCCUGAGGUUUCUGCAGCGGAUUCUCCAGUGCCGCACUACACCGUUGAGACAUUAGUGAUGGCCGUUGUUGCUGGUGCACUAGCUGCACUACUAGUUGGUUUCAUUGCUGGAUAUUUGUGUGGUAGAAAAUGUCGAAAAGAUGAGGACGACAAUCUGCCUUAUCCAGAUACGGAGUACGAGUAUUUCGAGCAGCGGCAGAAUGUUAAUAGGUUAGCACCAGAGCCAAAAUUACUUCCCCAGGAGGAAGUGACGUACGCUGAACCAGUCCUAGUCCCCCAGCCUCCAAAGCUACACUCACCAAAAGGAACAAUGAGAAAGCCACCACCAACACCAGCUGAAACUCUCUUUCAAUUUCCCGAUGGUUAUGGUUAUCGUGGACCCCGAGAUAACUUUGGUACACUGAGAUCCCAUCAGGGUGAUGCAUACAGGCGUAAUGAUGGUUUUGCAACAACGCGAAGUGUUAAAAAAGUUUAUCUCUGAGAAACGAGUGAGGAGGGAGGGGGCCGUCACCGUAGCUUAGGACGGCCAACGAGAAAUCGUCACAAUCCGACGUCAAACAGAAGUCGUGGUGUGACGCCAGGAGGACAAUCGAGCCGAGAGUUGACUGGACAGAGAACACUCGAGUCACCCUCGCCUCCCUCCAGUGUCUCGUCGAGUUCACCAUCGCCUCCCUCCUCAACACCAUCACCACCACCCACACUCUUACCAAUACCAAUUAACGAUGGUUCACCACCACCACCAACACCACCAUGUAGCUUCAUCUAUCGUUCAUAGUCCUCGUCGAGGGCACAGAGUGACGUUGUGAGAUCCGUUAGUGGGAAUACAAGGCACAUUUGAGCCCCCACCCAGGUCAUCUCCAUUUUUUAACAUUUUUUUAUUGCAUUUAUCCAUCAGUUUGUUGCAUUUUUAUUACAUUACGAUACGAAUACUCGUGAGGAUAAGCUUUCAUCGAUAUUUUCGGUAUAUUUUGCUUCCAGAUUUCGUUGUGCCAUUGGAAAUAUUUCAGUGAGCUAGGAGAGACGGUGAAGUUAGUCAGAGUGAGUGACGAGUUUUUCUCUUCUGUUGAAUAUCUGGUGAUCCCUGAAAGUAUUGGCUCCUGGGGAAGUAUUUUUAUAGAUUUUUUUUCGAGGGAAUUUUAUCAGUUAUAAAAACGCUCUUGUUUUUUUUUACCACCAUAUUGUAAAUUCGAGUUGUUUCCGAUUGUAUUAAUUCUAGCAAGAAAUAUCAAAAGACUUUUUUAUGAAAAGUUUUAAUUACCCACAAGAGGCCCUUCAAUGCUUCCCCACAAAUCGAUACGCUUCGAGGUGAAUCGAUAAUCAAUGAAAAUGUUAAACUCUAUUAAUCUCAUUUUACAACUUGACUGCUGAUUUAAUGGUGAAAAAAAAAACUUGGACACUGAAUAUUUUUAGCAUUAGGUUUUCGCUAGAUGAAACGCAUGUUUCAGCAAGUGCUUAUUGUAAAUUUCACGCAAUAUAAUUUACAAUUUUUUAUAUAAACGGUUAUCGUCCGAUAUUUGAGGCUGAAGAUCACUUGAGAUUGCUCCAAGAUCCUCAAUCACAGGGAGACUGUUUUUUCUAUCCACUAUCAAUAUGCGAGCUCUGUUUUUUCAAUAAAAAUUUAAAACCCCUCCAGAAUAGCUUGCCGACUGAAUUGGGGUUGUAAAAUAAAUUUAACGAGGAUAAACAUAUUUGUUUAACCCAUAUUUUGAGAACUGAAAUCUCACCCGAGAGAAUUCGAUGAGACACUGGGGAUUGAGCUGAGCCAGGAGAAAUUUUCGAGAUACUCCCGGUGAAUAUUUGAUUUUCAGAGGUUUAUACGAUGUUUCGGUUUUGAUUGAUUAAUGAAAAAACUCACUGGUUCGCUCUCCAGGUCCAAUUGAUGUCUCCUGGGGAUAAAUUCCAGGAACUCCAUGAUCUCCACGUUUUUAUUCGAUUACGAAAAAAACUUUUCGUACUGCGAGUCUUUCGGAGAUCGGCCAAAGCAUUUUGUUGGAUAGGAGGACAAGUCAAUUAACCGGUGAAUAUUAAUCCAUGAAUUUUACCACAUUUACAUCACUAAAAUCCUAAGGAUUUCUAGAUUUCUAGGACUAGUCGUAGACCCUUGUUUCAUUCACGCGAAUUUAUUGAAACACUGGUCACUAGGUGAAAUAUUAUUUCAAUCGAUAAGUCUCGAUUUACAUACCAAAUACGUAGAAACGAAUCGAUCUGAUUUUUUUUUUACAAUUUUUUAAUAUUACGAUUAAUGAAUUUUUUAUUACCCUUAUUUCCAUAAAAUCGUGGAGAUCGCUGCAUUAACGAAUACUCGAUUAUUUAAAGUACCAUUAACAUGACGUUACUAUAUGUUAGAAAUUAAAUUGAGGAAACGGAGACACGUCGUUACGGUAGAUGACAUCACAUUGUUGAUAAGAAAUGAUGAGAAAUAAAGCAACGGUUGAAUUUUAGUUUAUACUCACACAUAUACGUAAUAGAUGACAAGAAGAAAGAUAAUUUUUAAAAAAACUGAUGAAUGGAGUGAGAAGUUUGGGGGAAAGAUAACGAACUUUGUGUGAACGAGAAUAAUGCACAGGGCUUGUAUGUACAUAUGUAUCGUAUUUAAACACAUUAUACACCAGUUAAUAAUUAGUAAUGAUUGAAAAUAAUGAAUUGAUAAUGAAUAAUAGAUCAAUCCAUCUCUAAACUGGGAGGCCCCAAAUGACAUUUUGUGUAGAAAAAAAAAAAGAAAGAAAAAUCUAUUCUUAAAGUGCUUCUUAUUUCAGUGUGUUUAGAAGUAACGCGUAUGUGAUAUAUUCUAUAUGACGAAAAAAUGUUUUCUAGACAGUGAAUAAGGGACGAGAAUAACAAAAAAAAAAUGAUAAUGAACAAAAUCAAUGGGGAUUUAUUCUGGAGAUGAUAAUAAAACACAACGCGAUGACAAGAUCUUUUGUUCACAAAUCUGUAUUGUAUCUUCGGCUUGAUGAAAUGGAAAUGAAAGAAGUAGAAAGAAAUAAAUAAAAAAUUUCAAUUCUGUACUGUCGCCCAUCUGCACACCACCUCCUUUCAAUAUUUCCAUGUGAAAUCGAGAGGAUUUAAUCAAUUAAUAAGGCAGAGUGUAUGAUGAAAAUUUAUAAAUAAUGAAACAUAGAUUCAUGAAAGAAUCACCAAGAGUGCCACAUUAAAUGUGAAUUUUAAAAACGUUGAAAGAAGUAAAUAAUUACAGCAAAACAAUUUUUCUCGAUGAAGUUAUUGGUCGAGGUAGAUUUGAAAGUUCUCUGAUUAUUGAAAUAUUGUCAAUCAUAGCGUUAUUGUAUGUCCCCCAAGUACUGAUCGUUGACACUACUUGAAACUCAUCGGAUUAUGUGACAAAUGGUUAAUUAAAGAUAAUUCAUUUGAUACGAUUGACGAGAAAAAUUUUGUGAGCAAUAGAACUUGAAAUAACGCCUUGACUGAGCCACUGACACAAACACAUGUCACACAUUGUUUGAUGAAUUGAUCGAGUUUAUAUGAUUUUUACGGUAUUUAUUGAUAAGUAUAGUUCAAUGUACGAUCAAAUGUGUGAAAGAUCAAAGGUAAAUGAGACAAAGACUCACCAAUAAAGAUCUCCCUCAAAUAUUAAGACUGAAAGACCCUCUUACCAGGUGAGCCUUUGGUUUGAAUUUCUUUUUUUUUAUUUUCAAUUUAUUACUCCGAUAUUCAUUUGCAACGAUCACUAUUAUUCCAUUAUUUUUCCAUUUAUUUCUUACUUACCUCAUAGUACAAAUUUUUAUAUUGUUAGUUAUUGUUAAGUUCGGUACACGUUUUGCACGGCGUCAGGCUGCGAUAAUGUCAGAUUGAUCAUUGAUAAGGGCUAAUGAGAAUUGACUUUAUUAUUCUGGAGAAUUUUCACAGAAUUAAACGAAACAACCGUUGAUAAUCGUCAACAGGGUGGAAGUCACUCAGAUAAAUUGAUAAAAUUAAAAAAACACCGGGAGAUGAGGACAAAGUAAACGACAGUGUGAAUUUUGUACAGGAUGGAUAUUGAAAUGAUACUCGAGUCUCAUGUAAUUCGUAUACGAAAUGAAUGCACAAGUAUUUAAAAAGCCGAUCGAUGCAUGGAUAUGUGAAAAUAAAUGCCAAUACCGGAAUUGUUAAGGAGUAGAAUUUUUAUUAUCUUCAUUCAGUGGGAUAACACGACUAAUUGAAUUUUAUGGAUUUUUAUAUCACAAUUAUUGAUGUCGCUGUUGAAUUAGUGAAACGAGACUAAUCAAUUCUCACUCAAUUAAUAAUCAUUAAUUAUUAUCACUGCGACUUGAGUUGUCUCGUUUCACUCAUUGGGCAUGAGAGAAAUUUUGAAAAAAAAAAAAAUAUAUCAUUCAAUGCUGCCACGAAUUUCAAUGAAAAAACCAUCGUAACUCCUGAUGCACCUUAACAAUACAUUAAAAAAAAAAAUCAUUAUCAUAAAUCCGAAGAAUCCUAAUAACCCAUUGUAUCCAGUAAAUCUCGACUCAUGAUUUUCAUUCUCGUUUUUAAUAAAUUUUCUCAAUGAAUGACUCAGGCAUAAUACCAAAGAUAUUUAAUUGUAAAAAGGGAAUGAGCCAACGUUGGUCAUUGUGAUGGUUAUCGUUAGAGUCGCACAAAUGAGAAAAUAAUGCUGAACAAACCAGUGCUAUUAAUUUAUCCAGCCACAGCUGAGAUCUUUUGCACAAAUUAAUUAUUUCUAAUCAGAGAUCGAUACACAAUUGAUGAGAAUACCGGCACAAUUACGAUUAAUUAAAAAAAUAAUCCAUUCUACUGAUAAGAUUUCUAUCAAUCAUGUUGAUGACACACUGUUUGGGGGGGGUAAGGAGGGAGGGGGUGAUACGAUCUGAUGAAAUCCUCAAUCAAUGAAUGAAAAAUCGUGCUAAUUAUUGGAAUGAAACGGUGCACAUAACGAGGUAAUUAAAUAAUGUGUAUAUCAUGAGCUCUCAUGUUUUCAAUGCAAUGUUAAAAUCGUGUUCAUAGGGGAAAAUAAUCAUUUGAAAAUGUUCGGAGUGCUAACGAAAUCCAUCCAAAGACAGAAUUUUUUCAUCACAAUGUUGUUAAAAAUGUAAACCGUGCGCCGUUUUACUCUAAUUAUUUUUACCCGGGUUAUUGUGACUAUGUAAUUACGCUGAAGGUGAGGGAAUAAAUGAUAGCCCGUUAUAAAUAUAAAAGAUAAAUUCAAAAAUGAUAAUUUUAAAUUAAAAGAAAAAAAAAAUAGGUUCGAGGCUCUUUUUUCCUCUAUGGGAGCUUUUUAGGAAUGACAAGUAUGUAUGGAAUGUCAAAGUAAUUGACAAUUGGGGGGAGGAUUUUGGGAGGAAAUAACUAAUGGGGGGAGCUUAGGAAUAAAAAUAGGAGAUUAGAAAUUGAAAAUGAAAAAAAAAAGUAAACAAAAAAACGGUAUAUAGAACGCUUGAAACGUAUAUUAAUAUUAUAACUUUUUAUAAAUAUAUUUUUCCGUCGAAGUCUAGCCUAAGUAGAGGGACAUACACAGUUACGAAUGAUUAAUUUAUCUAAUCUGAGGUAUUAUAUGAAUGAGUAAAACCAUGGAACGAUGAUUAUAGUAUUAAUUCAUCACUAUAGGUAUCAAUUAGGUUUACAAAUUAGGGGGCAAGUUGUACGAAGAGAAAAAAAAAACUGUGAGUCAUUUUUUGAAGAGAUAAAAAGUACGGAGAGGAUUCAAAAGGAAUUUAGUACCUAAAGUUAGAGAUAAUGAUGUAGAGUUCGAUUAUGAGAACGUGAGAGUGGAAUCAAGUGGGGAAAGUUUUCUUGCAAGAAUUAUUAUAAAUAAAAUCAUCAACUUUGAUCAUUUAAUCGAUAGAUACUCUUGCCAAUGACGAUUUGAUAACUGACAUUGACGUACGUUCGAUUGAAUUGCAAUAGAACUUUCUUCUGUGGAGUUGUAAUAAAUCAUGAUUAUUUCAAUACCGAAAUCACAACUCAUUUGCCUGAUGAUGAAAUGGAGUAAAUUUCUCUGACAACAGUCGAAUCGCUUGUGUUUCAAUAUAAAAAUUAGAAAUUCAAUAUUAUUGCUAUUUGAAUGAUGAUUGAUGAUGGAUAAACGGUUGGGGAUGAUUGUAAAGAAAAAUCAUUAACGAUACGUGACACAAUUUUUUAACAAAAAAAUUAAUAAUGAGGAGAAUGAUGAACAAUUUAUAAACAAAAAAUUAAUUAUACUACAUUUAUCAACGAUAAGGUGACGAGAAUGUAACAUGUAUUUUGCUUCUUCCUAAUACAGUGCCGUUCUAUGCAUAUUUUUUACAGUAAAAAAAAAACGUACUUUAGACAUUGGGACUGAGAAAAAUAUUGUCCGAGCGCGUGUUAUAAUGUUGGAGAAUCAGCCACGUGUAGCUAUAGUGUAAUGAAUUUCGAGUGGGUCUCUGGGGUGUUAUAUCAUUUCGAAAUGACGAAUAAAUAAAAAAAUAAAUAGAAACAGCUUGAAAAAUUGAUAUGAGUCUCUGGUGCUCAUUACGAUGGGAAAUAGUCAGUUUCUUUAUUUUAAUUCAUUUCGAAACAAGAGUUUCUAUUGAUUUUUUUAAACGUUAAUGUGCAAUCAUGUAAAAUGCAAUGAAAAAGUGCGAUUUCGAUGAUAAAACCAGAGUGGCCACUUGAAGCCUUGACUUAAAUGUAAUGUCUCUAACUUUGUUACGACGACUUUUCGCAUUAAAAAAAAAAACGCGUUUUUGAAUUUGGAAUAAAAAUGAAAAAUGAGAAAAUUUGAUUCUUUAUCGAUAUCUAAUUACUCUCGAUAGAGAGAGAAUAAUAAAUGAAGAAAAAUGAUGGGGAAAAAUUUUAAGGAUGAAAAAUUAAUAAAUAAUCCAUUAAUGGAGGUAUCUUAUUGCCGCUAAGUAUAUUAUAUAAUGAACAUGAAAAAAAAAAUUAUAUUAUACAAUAAUAUCUUAUAACAUGAGGUAAAAAAAAAAAAACAAAAACCAAAAUAAAAAAUGCGCAAGAUAAAGUAAAAAAAAAAAGUAGUUGGCUGUAGACUGAGGUAGAAGACUUGGCACGUCUAUUAUUAAUUUUAAAAAAAGUUGAAGAAAAUUUAAAAAGUACAUUAAAAAUAUCAUAACGCGAAAAAAAAGGUACAGUAGUGAUUCACUAUGGCUGAUGUAGAGUGAAUGCAAAAUACAGGAAGCAUGCUGGUGGAGAAUAGUGGGGUCUGGAUGCAUUAAAAUUGUACAUCUAAAGAUUUAAAAAAAAAAUAAUAAUUACCCAUUGGUUUUAAUUCACCCAACAAUCCAUUUAUUUAUUUUUAACUCGUCAUAAAAAUAAUGGGUAAUCCGAGGUGAUUCCUCAGGUGGAAGUAUUUUUGCUUCGAGAGAUGAAAAUUACACGAAAAUGAUAAAAACUAAGUACAUAUUUACUUGAAUUCCACGUGUACAUACGUCUCAACUGAGACAACUCCACUGUUGACAAUUUAUUUAUAUGUUCAUUUACAUUCCUGAAUAAUUCUGGUAGACUGGAAUAUUCGACACAUGACAAAACAACUCCAACACAACUCCAACAGUGCGUGCGUCAAUUCACCAGAAGAAUAACAGAACUAAUUAAUUAACGAAUUAAUGAAUUACUAGAAAUUGCCAAAAAAAAAAACAAAACAAAAGCGUGCACUCAAAAAUUCUCAAUGUAAUUAAGAAUAAUUAGCACGAAUGGAUGGAAAGGGAUGAAGAAAUUCAAAGGGUGAGUAAAAGCUGAUGGAAUUAGUGCGUUAGCCAGUGGCAAGUGAUUGAUAACGAAUGAAUGACUGAAAGUCGAUGAUUCAAUUUAAAUAUCCAACGGACUGCUGUUCAUAGUGCCCUGUUAUAGUGGGUUUCGGGCAGAGAUUUGGCCGAGAAUUGAAUUAUUUUAUUCACUGAAUUUAUCCAACCGCUAACCAAUAUUUCGCUUAUGAAUUAUUUAUCGAAUCUCAUCGCUUACUUAUCAUUUAAUCACCAGCUGAAAAAUCUCUCAGCCCUCUGCCUGCGAAAUCCUGAUCUAUUUUUCAGAAUACGCUAUUGUGAUUAUUAUUACAUGAAUAAUACAUUAAAACGAGAAGGAGUAAAUAAACUAGUGAUUAAAUAAUUGAAAAGCAAUUCCGCUGGAGUGAGAUGAUGCUGUACUCGAGGGAAUGAGCAUUAGGCAUUGUUUACCUAUUAUUAAAACAAUUUUUUUAUUUAAUAAUGUUAAUAGCCUGUACUGAUGGUAAUCCGCAUUAUCUUUAGUAUAUCUUAGAGAGUGAGGCUGCAACUGUAUUAAUGAAUUAAGUACAACAUAUACCAUUAAUUCCCUACACUUUAUAUACGAAUAAUAUUAACUAAACAAUUAAUGAACAAA
This is a messenger RNA of Fopius arisanus, 11507 nucleotides long. It is a transcript of the gene Sema1a, whose product is annotated as semaphorin 1a. The record is from RefSeq and is a predicted model, not a curated record. Gene Ontology annotation, biological process: neural crest cell migration; axon guidance; positive regulation of cell migration. Gene Ontology annotation, molecular function: semaphorin receptor binding; chemorepellent activity. Bases 1396 to 3705 code for a protein of 769 amino acids. Lineage: Eukaryota; Metazoa; Arthropoda; Insecta; Hymenoptera; Braconidae. The transcript has 10 exons.